Molecule: messenger RNA, 2196 nt
Organism: Closterium sp. Naga37s-1
Lineage: Eukaryota; Viridiplantae; Streptophyta; Zygnematophyceae; Desmidiales; Closteriaceae
Source: the annotation of a GenBank genome assembly
AUGAACGUAGUAAUGUCUCAAAUGGCACACGUCUUCUCCCACUCUCCCAGGGGACGCGAUGGGGCUGGAGGAGGAGCUGGAGAAGGCGCAAACGGCUUACAAGCAGACGCGGCAAGGUGGGUGGCGCAGGCGCCCGCAUGGGUUCCACCAGUGUGGUAUGGGUGGUCGGUGCUAUGUGUGGGCAGGGACUGGGUAUUCCACGCGUGGGUGAGCAUACGAGGAGGGAAAAUGCAGGAUGGGGGAGUGGUGCAAGCAGGGGGAGCAGGGAGAGCAGGGAGGAUGCGGGGAGGAGGCGAUGCAAAGGAUGCCGUGGCAGCGGUGGUGAUCAUGGCGUGCAACCGAGUGGACUAUCUGCACCACAAGGGCGCUGACAGCAAGUUCCCCCUCUUCAUCUCCCAGGACGGCACGAAUCCAGGAGUCAAGGAUAGGGCCAAGCAAGCCCACCAAUUCACCUACCUGCAGCACAUCGAGACAGCACCACCGAGAAUGAACAACCCAGGAGAGAACAUUGCGUAUUACAGAAUAGCAGAUCACUACAAGUUCGCCCUCACAGAGCUCUUUGACCAUCGGCAGUUUCCACGCGUCAUCAUUCUUGAAGAUGACAUGGAGCUAGCUCCUGACUUCUUUGUUUACUUUGAAGCCGCCUCCAACCUGCUGGAUGUGGACGAGUCCAUCCUGGCAGUAUCCUCAUGGAACGACAACGGCCAAAAGCAAUUCGUGCACGACGCGCACCAGCUCUACCGCUCGGACUUCUUCCCAGGGCUCGGCUGGAUGCUGAAAAAAGAGCUGUGGUUGGAGCUCAAGCCCAAGUGGGCCCGAGCCUACUGGGACGACUGGCUGCGCCUCCCGGAGCAGCGCAAGGGCCGCCAAACCAUCCGCCCGGAGGUCUGCCGAACCUACAACUUCGGGGAGCAUGGCUCCAGCAUGGGCCAAUACUUCAGCCAGUACCUGGCACCCAUCAGGCUCAACAGCGACCCCAUCAACUGGGCUCAGAAGGACCUCAGCUAUCUGCUCGACGUCAGCUACCCCUCCUACAUGCUCUCGCAGCUGCGCUCAGCUCGCCUCAUCCCCCUCGCAGCAGUCAACACCGAGGUGGUAACCCCAUCGGAGCUUGGUUACGAUGUAAUGGUGGAGUAUCGGGAUGAAGGCGGCUUUGCGGAGCUUGCGGGGGAGUUUGGCGUUUUUCAGGAGUGGAAGGCAGGAGUGCCGCGCACGGCUUAUAGUGGGGUUGUAGUGUUUCGCAUCGGGUUCCGCGCGUCGGAAACCGCUCCUUCGCAUCCCGUGGUCAUGGCCUCGUCACGCCUUUGCCACGUGUCCGCCUCCCUGUCCCACCGCACGCUUCUCCCCGUUCCUUCCCAUCCAACCGUCGAUUUCACCCUAGCUGCGCGCCCAGCCGUUCCGCAACGGCGACGCGCUCUCCGCUUAUCUGCUCCUCGCGCGCAAGCCGACGAUGGCACGACUCGGAGAAGCGGGCCGCGGUGGGACCCGUUAUUAGCUGACUCGGGAACGGACUGCCCCGUGCCGGAGGAGCAGCAGCCUAUCAACGAGUACCAGAGUCUCCUAGAGAGCGCGGUGUUCCCGUGGGUCACGCUGGACGGCCUUAGCUACGCGCUGCGGCUCGUGGGCGUUGGAGUGGUUGUCUCCGCGCUGAUUGGCUGGCCUGUUGCGUCGCUGACGUUCGAUCCCAAGCGAGACGCGCUACAGUGUCUGCUGGGGUCGCUGGGCGGCGGGCAGCUGGCAGUUACUCUGGCGGCGCUUCGGCUGUAUCUGGGGUGGUCGUAUAUCGGCAACCGGCUGUUCAGUGCUACAGUGGAAUACGAGGAGACGGGGUGGUACGACGGGCAGGUGUGGGUGAAGACCCCCGAGCUGCUGGCGCGAGACAGACUGCUCGCCUCCUACAAGGUGAAGCCAGUCCUGAAUCGUCUCAAGUCCACCCUCCUGGGCUUGGGCCUCUCCCUUGCCGCCACCACCGCCCUCCUCUUCCUCCUCCCCUCCUCCUCCUCCUCCCCCGCCUCUCUCUCCAGCUUCACUCCUGCCUCCUACAUUCCUGACUCAUCUGCCACGUCAGCACUGACAGCUCAGCAGGAGCGAAGAGCUGGUGACCCUUGGGCAGUGGUGUUAACUCCUCUAGAAGCUCCCACCACCAGCAGCGCCACCCCCUCCGGUACACCUACUUACAGCUUCCAUCACCUCUAG